AUGCGUCCAACUCUUCACGAAAGCCCUGAGACAACAACUUCCGACAGUUCAGUCUCACCACCAAAGUACUGUGUCCGACCAAGUGUCGUCAGUUUUAUCGACACUAUGGAAGUCAGUGAAGGGUCGGAUUCCUCCGACGAACAUACCAUCUCGGAGGUCACUCCACAUAUGACAUUGGACUCUAUCUUAAAAGAAGAGCCAACAACACACCGAGAGAACAAUCGAAUCAUCAAAGCCACUGAAAACGCACUUUUGAACGAAAUAUGUACUUCGACGACCGAAUUUAUGCAAACGUUCAUGUGGACACAUACGAUGUUUAUGUCAAGUCCUGACAUGGUGCUGGGACUAACAACGCGAUUUACAAAAGCGUGUGAAGAGUCGACGAAGAAGUCACUCGAAGUCCAAGUAAGAAUAAUGAAUGCAUUAAGGUAUGUGUUGUUGGAGUGUUGGAGCGCGAUAUCAAAUAAAAAUGAGGUGCGUGACAUCAUUCUUUCCUUUUGCGAGACUUUAUCAAUCAGUGGGAAAGUGAAACAAGCGGAGUUACUCAAGACCAAUUUGAACAAGAGACUUGAGGGCAAAGAAAUUUUAUAUGUCGAAAGCGUCAAAGAACUCCGCCCACCUAUCCCCCCAUUCUCUGAAGUACUCAACGUCCAAAAGGAAAUCAACAUCUUUGAUAUCAGCCCACUUGAGUUUGCAAGACAAAUGACAUUGAUGAUCCAUUCCGCCUUUUGUAAAAUCAAGUUGUACGAGUUCUUCAAGUGGACGAAUGAAAAAGUCGGGUGUAAGUCUCUCAAUACGUUGGUGAUGUUCUAUAACAACUUCCAGAAGUAUUUCCAAGUACUCAUUUUAACAGCUCAAUCAAAGCAAGCGCGCAACGAUGUCGUCAAGUAUUUGGUGAACGUCGCUCACUUUUGUCUUGACAUGCGAAAUUACGACGUGAUGGUUUGUAUCAUGCAGAUAUUCACAACGGCAUGUAUGUUUCGACUCAAAAAUAUGUUCGAGGCAAUGAGCACAGAAACUAAGACGCGGUACGAUGAAAUGGUGAAGAUCUCUUCCCCAACAAACAACUGGGCGAAUCUCCGGAUUUUGAUAUCAAAGGAUGUGGACAACCCACGGGUGCCUUAUUUGGGGAUAACUUUGAAGGACAUGACAUUCAUUGCUGAAGGACAUACAACACGUACAGAUGACGGGCUUGUCAACUUCGAGAAGUGUCGAAUGAUGUGUAAAAUCGUACGAAUGUUUGAUGAGACCAAUAUCAAAGGAUUCAAUUUCAAAGUCGAAAACAACAUUCGGUGGUUCAUCGAACACUUGAAGGACGAUAUGGACGAAAGUACAAUGCUUGAACUCUCAAGUGAAAUUGAGAACUCGAGUCUGAUUUCAGUGAAGUUUGAACACAAUGGAGAAAUCGAGAGUGUUGAAUGUGACAAGCGGAGUAUUAUCGAAGACGUAUUUGGCACUGGAAUAGGAAUAUUAAUGAACAAAGGGUUACUUGAAAAUCGCGUUCUUGACAUGAAAAGCCCCGUCACGGAAUUAAAGGUGGAGUUUGGCGACAGUUUUCUGGCGAUGUACAAAGGCUUGAAUAAAGUGCCAUUUGUGUUUCGGUACGACACUCAAAAUGUUUUGUUGUCGUUGGCCGUCGAUGUGACGUGGGGGUUUUACGAAACGAUUCCAAUCAUUCAAUCAUAUAUGAUGGAACCAAUCGGGUUCUUACCUUUAGUAAUUGACGAGAACUACCGAGUGACUGGGAUUCUCAAUAUAGAAGAACGAAUUGAUGAAACCCUGGACGGUGGAUUAGGGUUUUACUUGUUGCCAUUGGAUUACUUCAAUGCCCGAAGAAGUAAACUUGAAGAUGACUUACAUCGGUAUCAGUACGCGCCUAUAUUUUGUCAGUACGACUUUAAAAAUCAGAAUGAGAGUAUCGUGGUGUUACUCAUCGACCAUUUCAUAGCGAUGUAUAAAGACGGGUUUUGCUUCAGACUCUUUCCUAUUGACUUUGUGAGGUUCAAUAUAGUCUCGAAGACAAAGGCGUUUUACUUUGAAAAGAUACCUGGGAUGAAAUAUAAGUCGCCUUACUCGAUUGAUACUCCAUUGGAGUUAAGUGGUGAAACGGAAGAGUUAAUCACAUUGGCGCAAAAGUUGCAGAAACAGUCUGGGAUGCACGAGAGAACAUUGAUUGGUAUACACCCUUCACUCACACAUUUAGAGCGUGGGAUACCUCUUUUGGUCAUUGAUUUAAUAAAGAGUAUAUAUACCGAUGAGAACUUUGUAACAGAAGGUAGUCUCUUUAAUGUUCCUAUUGAGAACGACUUGAAGAUAGUGGAUAUGUUUAACACUAAUACUAUCAUAGGGAGCUUCAAAGAGAAAGUCGGGAUCCUCAAACUCUUUUUGGAAUGCAGUUGUACUCCAUUUUUCUUACACUUGGACAACAUCGACUUUUCAACCUUUUCGAGUUUGACGCCUGACCUCAAAAUGAAAAAGAUGAGGGAUUGGACGGUUAAGGUCCACCCCUCGAUGACGGGGAUCUUUGUAGUGUUAAUGAAAGUGUUUGCGACAUACAAUGCGUUGUAUCCACAAACGGACUUUAAAGAGUGGGCCUUCUGUAUAUCAAGUGAUGUCAAAGCGAGUGAGAUCUUAAACUUCAUAGUCAAGAACAGCGACCUUUUGAAUGAUGUGAAAGUGACGAGUCAAUACAGUCUACCUAUUGUCUGUUAUGACAAAAAGACGUAUGUGUUCACACAAGACGAUUUCACAUUUUUUAACGAUGAAGUCCAUUACGCAUUAAACACUCCCACCUCCAUCUUAAACUACUUCACGAAGAAGAACGUCCAAAUCAAUACUAUCUGUGGAGAGACUAAUUCUUUGGUCGGGAAAACUGAAGAGAAGAAAAUGCUGAUUGGGAGUAAACACGUCGAGGACGAGAGUACGAUCCGCCAGACAAUGACCCCGCAACCGUCGUGUAAACCACUCACUUUUGGCGUUUUAACAGAAGACUCCAAAAAACUCAUUUUAGGAACUUCAGAGGAAAGAUACGGAAAUUUGUCCCCCCGUCUUAAACCACCAAGAAAAAGCGACCCAAAUAAACACACAAAAAGUCCUAUUUCUUUUCAUUUCAUUCCAUUUUCCCCAAUUUUUGGAAGAUUGAGUGGGAAGGGAAAAGAAAAUGGAAGGAAGAGUGGGAGCACCCCCAGAGAAUCGGGAUUUCACGAGGAACAAAAGAUUAUCCCACUCGAAUCGUUGAAGGAAUGUUCAGGGGAAAAUCCUGAUAUUUUGGAGGAAACUCGUGGAUUACCAGGUCUUGGAAAAAUUGAGGCAAAAGAUUCACCCGCACUCAGAAGAAAAAAUGAGGAAAAGGAGAAAAAACGAAGGAAUGUCGGGUUUGCAAAUUUCACAUAUCAAGACGUCAUUUUACAGGGAAACAAAUAG
This is a messenger RNA of Entamoeba invadens IP1, 3423 nucleotides long. RefSeq names its product guanine nucleotide exchange factor, putative. Bases 1 to 3423 code for a protein of 1140 amino acids. The transcript has a single exon. Lineage: Eukaryota; Evosea; Mastigamoebida; Endamoebidae. Gene Ontology annotation, cellular component: plasma membrane. Gene Ontology annotation, biological process: positive regulation of GTPase activity; Ras protein signal transduction. Gene Ontology annotation, molecular function: guanyl-nucleotide exchange factor activity. The record is from RefSeq and is a predicted model, not a curated record.